AUGGUAAGGAGCUGGGAGCAAAAGACUAAGGACCGAAACGAUGCAGAUCAUCUCGCAAAAGAAGCUUUUCCUCAUAUUGAUCACUGUUGUGUGUUGUGUAAUAUCCUUUCUGUUUAUGGCCUCGUCAAAGCUUUUUAUCCCAAAUCCCUUAAUUCUCGGAUUAACAUGAAAAAAACCACUGCCAUACCUCCUAUGUCCACAGAAACUCAUCAUGAAUCAUCUUUUUCUCACUGCCAACAGACCAAAUACGAGCACCUCAAAGACAAAGGGACGUCGAACAACAAACCAACAUUGAUAACAGAGCGUGGUAAAUAA
Molecule: messenger RNA, 315 nt
Organism: Arabidopsis thaliana (thale cress)
Lineage: Eukaryota; Viridiplantae; Streptophyta; Magnoliopsida; Brassicales; Brassicaceae
Exons: 2
Coding region: 1-315 (104 amino acids)
Source: RefSeq, marked reviewed